Molecule: messenger RNA, 4287 nt
Organism: Juglans microcarpa x Juglans regia
Lineage: Eukaryota; Viridiplantae; Streptophyta; Magnoliopsida; Fagales; Juglandaceae
Product: probable disease resistance protein At4g27220
Exons: 4
Coding region: 1-4287 (1428 amino acids)
Molecular function (GO): ADP binding
Source: RefSeq, a predicted model, not a curated record
AUGGGAGAACAGUUUGGCAAUAUUAUUUCCUACAAGACCAGUAUCGCAACUCUGGAAGAUAAAAUUCCGAAGCUACUUGAGAAGAAGGAGGCAGUGCAACAAUCUAUUGAUGGAGCCCAAUGGAAUCAAGAAGUAGUCGCAAGUGAAGUUAAGACUUGGCUGGCAAAUGUGGGGAAAAGAAUUGAUGAAGUGCAGAAAUUUAUUGAAGAAGAUGUCAAAGCUAAUAGGAUGUGCUUGAAUGGUUGGUGUCCGGAUAUGAAGUUACGCUAUUCCUUGGGUAAGAAAGCUCAAAAGAAUACUCAAGCUAUCGACGACUUGCUAAAAGAAGGUGAAAAAUAUAAUAGGGUGUACAAUAUUAAAGCUCCAUUGGAAGUAAGAUCAUCAUCAACAGAUCAACGGUUUAAGGAUUUUGAAUCACGAAAAUCAAUGAUUCAAAAUGUUCUGGAUGCUCUAAAGGAUGACAAGAUCAACAUGGUUGCAUUAUGCGGUAUGGGAGGGAUUGGAAAGACAGAAAUAGCCAAAGAGAUUGAGAGAAGAGUGAAGUCUGAUAAUUUAUUCCAUAAAAUUGCCAUUGCAGUGGUGUCUCAAAGUCCAAGCUUGACAAAGAUUCAAUGUGAACUUGCGGAAAUGCUAGGUCCGAGACUUGAUGCAGAGAGUUUACGUGGAAGAGCAAAUGAAUUAUAUUCAAGAUUGACUGAGAAUAAGAAUGUCCUUGUGAUAUUGGAUGAUGUUUGGGAACCACUUGAUAUUGAGGCUAUUGGAGUAUACCACGCAGUUAAAGAAAAAAGCUGCAAAAUCUUGUUGACAUCAAGAAAUGAAGAAACUUGCAAUUGGAUGAGAAUUCAGAAUAUUUUUCCAGUUGGACUUUUAUCUGAAGAAGAAGCAUGGAAUCUUUUCAUAGAGAUGGUAGGUGAUUGUAUCAAUACAUCCGAUCUAAUCUCAAUUGCAAAACAGGUUGCGAAGGAAUGUGCAUGUUUACCCCUUGCCAUUGUGACAGUUGGAAGUGCUCUUAGAAACAAAAGUGACAAAAAUGAGUGGAAAGCCGCGCUUCAGCAACUUAAAAUGUCUAUCCCACAUAAUAUCUAUGGUCUGCAUCCAAAGGUAUAUUCUAGCAUAGAGUUCAGUUACAAUUAUUUAGAAAGUGAUGAAGCCAAGUCAUGUUUUUUACUAUGUUGUUUGUAUCCCGAAGAUUAUGAUAUUCCGGUUGAACAUUUAGUCAGGUAUGGAGUUGCAAAAAUGUUUUUUAAAGGCUUGGAUACUGUGGAACAAACAAGAGUAAAUGUCAACGCAAUAGUUCAAAAUCUUAGAAGAUCAAAUCUCUUGUUGGAUAGCCACAAGGUCGAAUGCGUCAAAAUGCAUGAUGUUGUACGAGAUGUUGCCAUAUCAAUUGCAUCCAGAGAUGAAAGUGGUUUUAUGGUAGUGUUGGACACAGGACUUGAAGAAUGGCCACGAAAGGAUAGAUAUGACAGCUACACCACAAUUUCUCUUUUACUUAGAGAAAUGAAAGGGUAUUCUAAUGGGUUAAAGUGUCCCAAACUUCUGCUUUUGCGACUAUCAUGUUUAUACUGUUCAAAAACAUACCAUUCAGAAAUGUUCCCAGGAAAUUUAUUUAACGGGAUGAAGGAGCUAAAGAUAUUGUCUUUGCAAGAAGGUUGCUUCUCCUUGACAUCGUUGCCACCAUCAAUCCAGAUCCUCCAGAACCUUCAGAUGUUGAAUCUGGAGAAUUGCCGCUUAGGAGAUGUGUCAGCAAUUGGAACCCUUGGAAAACUUGAAAUUCUUGGCUUUCGUUAUUCCGAGAUCGAGGAGUUGCCAUUGGAAAUAGGAAAUCUUAGUCGAUUAAAGUUACUGGAUAUGAAGGGAUGUAGAUCUCUAAAGCAAAUUGCAGCUGGUGUAUUAUCCGGUUUAUCUGGAUUGGAAGAAUUGUACAUGGGAGAAUUCAAGAAUUGGGGAUGUAGGACUACGAUGGAAGGAAAUGGAGAAGUAACAAAUAACAAUGCAAGUCUUGCUGAACUAAUUCCUUAUUCCGGUCAACUAGUGGUUCUAGAAAUUAGUGUACCGAGUAUCUGGUGCUUGCCAAAAGAAUUAGACUUCAGUAACUCCAAUUUCAGAUUUAGGAUAAAUGGUAUAGAUAAUGGGAAAUAUUUAUUUGAAAAUACUUUGAAACUGAAAGUAGAGGAUGCAAGUGAUCUUGGGGAAUACCGAACAAUUCGUUCACUGUUGAAGAAAGCUGUAGUUUUGAGGUUGGAUAUUGCAAAAAAUUCGAAACAUGUUUGGUUUGAAAAAGAGCAAAAAGGAAUUUUACCAUGCAGCUUGAAGGAUCUAUGGAUUUGUAGAUGUGAAGAUUUAGAAUAUCUAUCCGAAGCCACAUCGGAUACUUCUCCACCUAAUACCUUCCAUCUCCUGGAGUCACUAUCAUUAAAUAACUUACCAAGGCUCAUUGGCAUCUGUAAUUCCGCAGAUAAAAUUGAGGUUGAAAGAGGAGGCAUCACUGCAUCAAAACCCGUCGCUCAUAAACUAUUUUCAUCCAGCACCAUUUUGUGGGUACCCAAUUUGGAAUUCCUUCAUGUAUAUGACUGUGGAUCAGUAGAAGUGGUAUUUGAUCUAGAAGGACUAAAGGUCAAAGAGAACCGCAAGCCCAUCCUAGCAGUACUUUCUAAACUAAAUUUACGGAACUUAUCUGGGAUGUCACAUGUGUGGAAGAAUAUCCCACCAGGAUUUCAAGGCUUUGAAAACUUAAUAUCAAUUAAUAUCGAGAAAUGUCAUAGUCUGAGAAAUUUGCUCCCUGCUUCUAUAGCAAAACUACUGGUGCAACUCCGAGACGUUAAAAUAUGGGAUUGCAACUUGAUGGAAAAUAUUAUUCAAAGGGAGCACGAAACUGGAGAAGAAAGGAUAGCAGACAUCAUUGUAUUUCCUAAAAUAUGUUCAUUCACUUUGCGUUACCUAGAAAAUCUGGUGAGUUUGAGUAGCGAAGCCCAUUCUCUUGAGUGGCCAUCCAUAAAGCAGAUCGAAUUGUUGGAAUGUCCAAAAUUAAAAACAUUUGGUUCAAAAGAUCAAAGCGGAAGAAAGCUAAGAAAGGUGGAUGCGGAAUUGAAUCCAAGAGCCCAAGAGCCUAGUGCUGCCUCCUCCUCGGCAAGAGAAUCUUUAGGACUUUUCAACCGAUGCCUAGAGUCUUGUGUACCACGUCGCAGGAAUUAUAGUCCAGCCCAAGGAAAUAGCAACUCCUCUUUAGGAGGGAAUAAACACGACUUAAUUAACAAAGAGAUUACAUUGACAAAGCAAGAGGAGCAAAAUGUGAGUGAAACAAAGAUGUUGUCUCUGUUCCCAUACAACUUGAUUGGAAGUUUGGAAAAUCUACAACAACUUUCCAUAGGUCAAUGUGAUUCAUUGGAAGUGAUAUUUGAACUUGAAGGAUUAGAUGUUGAAGAAAGCGAUAUCUUCAAUAAUUUGGCAGUAUUGUCAUUAAAAUUUUUACCGAAGCUGUUGCAUAUAUGGAAGAAAGGCCCACGAGAUAUUAAGGGAUUCAAUUACUUGAGAUUGCUACUUGUAUGGGGAUGUGAUAGUUUGACAUGUUUAUUCACACCAUCCAUAGCAAAACUUCUUGUGAAAGUAGAGAAAAUAGAAGUACAUAGUUGCAAUGAAAUGGAAGAAAUCCUUGCAAAAGAAUCAGGAGAUGAAGAGAAUAGAGAUGUGAUUGCAUUUCCCCUAGUGAAGACCCUCAAGUUCAGGAAUUUACAAAAGUUGGAGUGUUUUUACACCGAAGAUAAUCAUGCUUUUGAGUGGCCAUCUCUGGAUGAAAUAACAAUAGUUGGAUGCCCAAAAUUAAGAAUGUUUGUCUCGGCAAGUACAAAAACACCUAAGCUAAAGGGAGUGCAUAUGGAGUCCAGAAAUUUUCAACCAAUGGUAGAAGGAGACCUCAAUGCCACCAUACAACACAUUAUCAAAGGAAAGGAGGAAGGAAAUGGACCAACGUGGCAAUUCACUGGCUUCUAUGGACAUCCUGACUCAGGGAAGAGAAGCAGUAGUUGGCAAUUGCUUAAGAUGCUCAAACCCAUCAAUUCUAUAGCUUGGUUAUGCGCUGGGGACUUUAAUGAGAUUCUUCAUCAGAGUGACAAGAUAGGUGGAGCCAGUAGACCAUAUAAACAGAUUGAGGAUUUUAGACAAGCUGUGGAAUGCUGUGGUCUCAAUCAUAUACACUCAUAUGGGCAAAUGUUUACAUGGUCGAACAAUAGGAAUGGCAGUGACUUUACAAAAGAAAAAAUUGAUAGAGCUCUUGGAGAUAAGGAAUGA